AGUAACCCUUCUUCUCUUUCUUCUUCUCCUUAGGGGCUGGAUUUCGAGAUUCUUAAUGCUAAAACCCUAGGCGCCAUUGUUGGGGAGGCCAUGGAAACUCCUUCAAUCUCAAACCAGCGACCAUCGGAACUGAUUCAAACCAUCACAACGAUUCUCACUUCCACCAAAGCGCCUCUCACAGCACUCGCUCCUUACGCCGCUCACCUUUCCCCUUCCCUCGUCUCCUCCAUUUUAUCCUCUAAAGCUCUGAGUUCUCAUCCCACUAUUCUCCUCUCUCUCUUCAAGUGGGCUCAGAAGCAUGUUCCUUCCUUCUCUUCUCCGCCAAAUAAUUCUCUUUCUUCUCUCUUCACCAUCUUGCCAUCUCUGUUCAGUCACAACAAGUUCUCUGAUGCCAAAUCCCUUCUUGUCUCCUUCAUUGCCAAUGAUCGCCAGCAUGAACUUCAUAAGUUGAUUCUUCAUCCAACUCGUGAUCUUCCCAGGCCGUCCAAGGCUCUUAUGGAUACCUCCAUUGGCGCCUAUGUGCAAAUGGGCAAGCCCCAUCUGGCUGCUCAGAUUUUCAAGAAGAUGAAGCGGCUUAAUUACCGGCCGAAUUUGCUCACGUGCAACACAUUGCUGAAUUCUUUGGUACGAUAUCCUUCUUUGAAUUCGAUUCUGUUGUCUAGAGAGGUAUUCAAGGAUUCUGUUAAACUGGGUGUGGUGCUGAAUACUAAUAGCUUCAAUAUUUUGAUAUAUGGGUAUUGCUUGGAGAGUAAAUUUAAGGAUGCUUUGGAUUUGGUGAAUAAAAUGGGUGAGUUUGGCUGUGUACCGGAUAAUGUGAGUUAUAAUACGAUAUUGGAUGCAUUGUGCAAGAAGGGGCAGUUACAUGAGGCGCGAGACUUGCUGUUGGACAUGAAGAAUAAAGGACUGUUGCCUAAUAAGAAUACGUAUAAUAUUUUGGUUUCUGGGUACUGCAAAUUGGGGUGGUUGAAGGAGGCAACAAAGGUGAUCGAACUAAUGACGCAGAAUAAUUUGUUGCCUGAUGUUUGGACUUAUAAUAUGUUGAUUAGUGGGUUUUGUAAUGAUGGUAAGAUUGAUGAAGCUUUUAGGUUGAGAGAUGAGAUGGAGAAGAUGAAAAUGUUGCCUGAUGUGGUUACCUAUAACACGUUGAUUGAUGGGUGUUUUGAGUGGCGGGGUAGUUCGGAGGCAUACUGUUUGAUUGAAGAAAUGGAUAAGAAAGGACUAAAGUGUAAUGCAAUUACUUACAAUAUAAUGUUGAAAUGGAUGUGCAAGGAAGGUAAUAUGAAUGAAGCAACUAACACUGUCCAGAAAAUGGAAGAAAAUGGAUUCUCCCCUGAUUGUGUUACGUACAAUACUCUUAUAAAUGCUUAUUGUAAAUCUGGAAAAAUGGGAGAAGCGUUUAAAAUGAUGGACGAAAUGACCAGGAAAGGUUUGAAAAUUGAUACUUGUACCCUGAAUACUAUUCUCCAUUCUCUCAGUGGGGAGAAAAAGCUUGAUGAGGCAUAUAAGUUACUGUGCAGUGCUAGUAAGCGGGGCUAUAUUAUCGAUGAGGUUAGCUAUGGUACUCUGAUCAUGGGUUACUUCAAAGAUGAAAAGGCAAACAGAGCCUUAAGUCUUUGGGAUGAAAUGAAGGAGAGACAGAUUCUUCCAAGUAUUGUCACCUAUAAUUCUGUGAUUGGAGGACUAUGUCAGUCGGGGAAAACGGAUCAAGCUAUAGAUAAGCUGAAUGAGCUUCUUGAGAGUGGAUUAGUCCCUGAUGAAACUACUUACAACAUAAUUAUUAAUGGCUAUUGUUCGGAAGGGAAUGUGCAAAAAGCAUUCCAAUUCCAUAACAAAAUGGUUGAGAAUUUUUUCAAGCCAGAUGUCUUUACCUGUAAUAUUCUUCUUUGUGGGUUAUGUAGAGAGGGUAUGCUAGAGAAGGCUCUUAAGCUGUUCAAUACUUGGGUUUCGAAAGCCAAAGACAUUGAUGUAGUUACAUAUAAUACCUUAAUAUCUAGCCUGUGCAAAGAAGGGAAAUUUGAGAAUGCUUAUGAUCUUCUCACAGACAUGGAAGAGAAAAAAUUAGAACCUGAUAAUUAUACAUACAAUGCAAUUCUUGGUGCACUAACAGAUGCUGGGAGGAUUAAUGAGGCUGAGAAGUUUAUGUUGAAAAUGGUUGAAUCAGGAAAAUUGCAUGACCAGAAUUUAAAAUUUGACAAAGGGCGGAGUGUGGCAACCUCUGAACUUCCAGAACACAUCGAUUCCAAGUCUAUGGCGUACUCGGAUCAGAUAAAUGAACUGUGUAAUCAGCAUAAGUAUAAGGAUGCAAUGCAUCUUUUUGAUGAAGUUACAAAGAAAGGUGUUGUUUUAAACAGAUAUACUUAUCUAAGUUUGAUGGAAGGGCUGAUUAAGAGGCGAAAAAGCACAUCAAAGGCCAGCCGAUCAUAAUGUAAUCUUCAUGACGUUAUGAAUGUCAAAUGGGCUCAACCUUUCUGCAGGUUCUAAUUGAAUCUUGAGGGGUUUCUACUCAAGGAUGUAGGUGUCUCUCUAUUUUUUACGCACAAAAAGAUCUCUACAGUUAGUCAUUGUUGCCUGGCUUAGUGGGUGAUGAAAUUUCGUUUCUGUGAUGAAGAUCAGGUGUUUAUUCUUUUGCAUAUGGAGUGAAAUUUGCCCAGCUGUUACAAUGAUUCAUUCCAUACAAUGGUGCCGCGUAGAUGUGAUGGAUCGUUUUGAUUCAUUCCAUACUUUGAUUGACGUUUAUUGCCUAGUGAAAUGAAAGUAGUUUCAGGAGAGAAGAAUCAGAUAGGUGAUUUAGUUUUAAGAACUUUCUGGUUUUGAAAACAUUCUAACCCACCCUUCACCAAUAGACUAGCGGGAGUAAUGAUUGAAGCUUCCGAACAAAAAGAUGUGAUUCUGAAUGCAGAAAUGUCCUGCAAAUUAUCAUAGGAAACAGUUGGGAUGGCUGGAUGUGGUUGGUUUCCCGGGAUCAUUAGAACGGUACUCAACUUAUAAUCAGUAUAAAUCUCAAAGUACAAGGUAUUUGCUUUUUUAAGCAUAGGGAAGAAAGCUCGGCGGAGACCAGUCCAGCUGCAUAUCUCAUUCUCAAUAUAUGAAUGCCUGCUGUCUCGACAUGUGGCAGCCGCCUCAUGCAGAAGGGUUCAUGGGAGAAAGUUCCAACAUCGCAGCGGUUUCAAGUUUGUUCUUUUCCCUUCUGAUUCUCUCUUCCCUGCAAACCCCAUCUCCCAUGUGCUCUACUUCUGAAUUCAUUCCUAGCUUCCUAUUAUAUUACAUUAUGUGCUUAGAGGUUAGUUUCGCAUGAUGUUGAUAGGAUUUUUUUUGUAUACAUCACUAUAUCAAUAAAAUGGUCUCUGUUUCCUAUUUAAGAAAAAAAAAAAAAA
Molecule: messenger RNA, 3374 nt
Organism: Cucurbita moschata (crookneck pumpkin)
Lineage: Eukaryota; Viridiplantae; Streptophyta; Magnoliopsida; Cucurbitales; Cucurbitaceae
Product: pentatricopeptide repeat-containing protein At2g16880
Exons: 4
Coding region: 91-2424 (777 amino acids)
Molecular function (GO): protein binding
Source: RefSeq, a predicted model, not a curated record